CUCUCUCUCUCUCAGCUCAGAGAAAGCCAAAAACCAGAGAGAAGACCCAGAAUUAAAGCCUUCCUUUUCUCUCUGUAGUACGAACUGGCGAUCUCUGUUCGGAAACCCUAAUUUCUCAGGCCUGGCCUGAAAAGCCUGUUUCCUACAUUCAAAGCAUGUAUAGCUUCAGAGCUUUUCUUUAAGGCGGUCCUGCGAGUUUCAGCAUACAUCGUUGCACACAAAUUCUGAGCGACUGGGAAAAAGUGUUUUUCCUUUUUUCCAUUUCUCUUUUUCCUGCUCCAAAAUACCUUCUGGAAUCCGAUUCCGUCGCGAUCUCGAAUUCAACUUUGCUUUUGAUUUUUUCUUUUGAGCAGUUAAAUCCGAUUCUCUUUGCUUGUUAUUUAGUUCAGUCUUUGUUUUCUCGGCGAGAGAGAGCAUAGGGGGAUCUGAGACUGGGGCUUCUUUUAUAAGAUGUUAGAGCUUGGCUUUGGCCGUGACUCAGACGGUGAUUUAAGCUUCGAGACAGUUCAUUCAAGCCAGAGCUCGAUGAGUAGCGAGAGCUGCAGCAGUUUCAGCCGCUUCUCUUUCGACGCCACGGCGGCGGCGAUGCUCGAGCCUCCGACGUCAUCAACGACGAUGGCCAAAAACGACAACGAAAACAACGAUAACAACAACAAUCUCUCGCUGAAGCCUCACCGGUCGUCGGACUUCGCCUACUCGGCCAUCCGCUCCGCCACGUUUGGUCGGAAGUCCGGCCUUACAUUCCGCGACUUCCGGCUGAUCCGCCGGAUCGGCUCCGGCGACAUCGGCACCGUGUACCUCUGCUGCUUGAGGAGCUCCGACGACGGCGAAGAGGAUGGCGAUUGUCCGUGCUUCUACGCGAUGAAGGUGGUGGACAAGGAGAAUCUGGCGGUGAAGAAGAAGGUGCACAGAGCGGAGAUGGAGAAGAAGAUCCUCAAGAUGCUCGAUCAUCCCUUUCUUCCCACUCUCUAUGCUGAGUUCGAGGCAUCACAUUUCUCUUGCAUCGUCAUGGAAUUCUGCUCCGGCGGCGAUUUGCAUUCUCUCCGCCACAAACAGCCUCAGAAGCGUUUCUCCCUCAACUCCGCUAGGUUUUACGCAGCUGAAGUUCUCGUGGCUCUAGAGUACCUCCACAUGCUGGGUAUCAUCUACAGAGACCUUAAACCCGAGAAUGUGCUCGUCCGAUCCGACGGCCACAUCAUGCUCUCCGACUUCGACCUCUCUCUAUGCUCUGACGCUAUCCCAGCCGUCGAAUCUCCCGAGUCCUCACCCUACGCCGCGUCCCCAUCAACUCCAUCCAACGCCCGCCCGCACACCACCACCGCCCCCUCCACGUCAGCAUCACUAACUCCCUUCUCGUGCUUCCCCAACCGGCUAUUCCGGUCUCGCCGGGUCCAGACCCUCACGGCGAACCACCGGCUGUUCGUGGCGGAGCCGGUCGCCGCCAGGUCCUGCUCCUUCGUCGGGACCCACGAGUACGUGUCCCCGGAGGUCGCCUCCGGCGGAUCCCACGGAAACGCCGUCGACUGGUGGGCCUAUGGCAUCUUCAUCUACGAGAUGAUCUACGGCCGUACGCCGUUCGCGGCCCAAUCCAACGAAGCGACGCUGCUUAACAUCGUGAAGAAGCCGCUCGUUUUCCCGAACCCCACGCCUCGGAGCGCUCUUGAGCAUCACGCGCGGGACUUAAUUUCCGGGUUGUUGGAUAAAGAUCCGACCCGAAGACUCGGGUCUAAGCGUGGUGCGGCCGACGUGAAGAAACAUCCGUUCUUCAAAGGGCUGAACUUGGCCUUGAUCCGGUCGUCAUUGCCGCCGGAUGUCCCGGGGUUAAGAAGGCAGAGAACGACGUCGUUCGGUCAAGGUGGUAGUAAAAAUGCUGAUAGGAGUAGAUCACAAUCGACGGCGUUUGAUUACUUCUGAAAGGGAACGGCGGGAUUCGUGCCACGUGUCGAGUCGGUCUGCCAGAUUUUGUCACUGGCUGGAGAUGGACAGUUGUGUACAUUCGAGCUGUCUCAUUGUUUUCUUUAUUUUUUUUCUUUGAUAAUUUGAUGUUUCUCUUUAGUACGUAUAAUUACGUAAAUAUUUUUCUCGGAAGACGAAAACUGAAAAUUGAGAAAAAAAAAAGAAAAGAAAAGAAAGCAAGAUGUAUGUUACUUACACGUAGGUUUAUGGUGCAGUAGAGACUAGAGAGAGAGUAAAAGCUGUGGAGUGUGAAGAGAGAGAGAGAGAGAGCGCGAAUGAGAUAAAUAUUUGUGGGUAUAUUCCAAAGUUGUUCUGAUCAGUAAACAGUAUGUCGAAACAGUGUUGAACCUUGGAGAAACACUGUGGAGUCUAUGAGAGAUGGUGGGGUAAUAUUAAGGAAUGAGGAUCAUAUUCUGCGUUUUUUUUUCCUUAAAAAAAA
This is a messenger RNA of Morus notabilis, 2395 nucleotides long. RefSeq names its product protein kinase PINOID. The transcript is spliced from 2 exons. Bases 451 to 1914 code for a protein of 487 amino acids. The record is from RefSeq and is a predicted model, not a curated record. Gene Ontology annotation, biological process: protein phosphorylation. Gene Ontology annotation, molecular function: protein serine/threonine kinase activity; ATP binding. NCBI's taxonomy places the organism in Eukaryota, Viridiplantae, Streptophyta, Magnoliopsida, Rosales, Moraceae. Gene Ontology annotation, cellular component: plasma membrane; nucleus; cytoplasm.